AUGAGUUCGGGUGAUUGGGAUGAAGUUAAAAGAUUAGCCGCUGACUUUCAAAAGGCUCAACUCAGUUCUACAUUAUUAAAGUUAUCUGAAAGAAAUUGUGUUGAAAUAAUAACAAAGUUAAUAGAAACAAAUUUAUUGAGUGUUCUAUUUACAGCUGAUGGAAAAGAAUACAUAACACCACAACAUCUUGAAAAAGAAAUAAGAGAUGAAUUGUAUAUGAGCGGUGGUAGAAUAGAUUUAGUUAAACUAACAAAAAUAUUAAAUGUUGACUUUACUCAAGUAUCUAAAAUAGCCACUGAAAUAGAAAAGCAUGACAAAGGAGUUAGAAUACUUUUGGGUCAGCUGAUAGAUCAAAGUUAUGUCACUAAAAUAGUCACGGAAAUAAAUGAUAAGCUAAACCAAGUUGGUCACAUAAAUAUUGCUGAACUGACGGUUCAUUAUGAUUUACCUGCUGAUUUUUUGCAAUCACUUACUGAGAAAGCUCUGGGUAAAUCCAUUCAAGGGCAGCAGGAUAAGCAGGACCCUAAAUUUUUCUAUACUGACAAUUUUAUUGCACGAAAUAAAUGCAAAAUUCGCGGAGCACUUGCUGCUAUUACGAUUCCUACACCACUGUCUGCUAUUAUUGGUCAAUCUAAUGUUCCUGAGAGAAUUUUUUUCUCUAUUUUUGAUGAUUUACAAAAUACAGGAGAAGCACCAGCAAUAAUUGAUCAAAUAGAUGCCAAUAUUGAAGAAGUUAUCGCUACAAGUUCAUUCGUUGAUAUUUAUCCUCUUAUGCCAUCAGUUUUCUCACCCGAGGAUAUUGAAAUCCUAUUAAAAGACGCGCAAAAACGUUUGAAAAAAAAUUUUCAUAUUUUUGUCACUACCGUCAUUGUUUCAGAGGCCUUUUUACAUAAUUUAAAUAAUAAACUCGAAUCAAUUGCCGAAUUAAAAGCCAAAGAGGCUGUCAAUAGUGGCAAGUGGCUCCAAUACGUUGCUGAGAGUAAGAUAAAAGCUAAUAAAAAUAAUGAUAACAAAUUUGAGAGUAGUAAUAAAAAAGAUGACCGGAGAAAGAAGGCUGCCAGUGGUAAGGCUGGAGGUGGAGCUCAAGGACGAGAGACUAAAACUAAAUCAACUAAGAAAAAAUAUCAUCAGGGAAAAAAUAAUGACAAUGAUUAUGAUAGUGACGAUAAUAAACCCAAAGCUUCUGAUAAAUUUGAAUUGAUAUUAUUUUCAGCGCAAGAUUUGAAGAUAGAACUCAAUAAAUAUGAAAAUUUAUCAGAUAUUGAAGAACUUGUUGAUGAGUUAACUAAUUAUUUCCUUGUGAAGUUGAAUAAAUUAUCAUUUAAAUUAGCUGAGCAAUUUUCCCAAGCUACCAAAACAACAAACUUCAGCGAUGUUGAAGAUAAAUUAAACAUGUUGAUUACAAACAUCCGUAUAUUUGAGAAAGGGAUCAAAUUAAUAGGCAACAAAGAUACUGUUAAUUCAUUGACAAAAUAUUUAAUCAAAACACUGGGUAUUGAUUUUAUAAAUGAGUUACUAAAGUUAGCAGCUGUACAAAAUAUUUUACAGUGUCCGACUAAUUUAACGACAGAGUCACGACAGAAAAUGAUACUUGAAUUGCCUGACGAUAUUAAAACUGAUCUUGAAAAUGUUAACAGAGCUGUCGCAAAAGGCUCCAUUGAAGAUUUGUUAAGUUCUGCUGAUUCGGCGAUGGCCGCCUGUUGCUUGGUACUGAAGAAAUUUGAUAAGAAACGGGAAAAGGCUGUUAUACUUGGUCACAAACAAGCUCUUUUAGAAGAAUUGAAACAAACUGAAGAUCCUGCUUUGGCUCUUCACUUGACAACCAGUAUUUUAUUUACAGCUGCUACUCAGUCUGCUCUUCACAUGUCU
Cotesia congregata is the source of this 1869-nucleotide messenger RNA. The record is from the annotation of a GenBank genome assembly. NCBI's taxonomy places the organism in Eukaryota, Metazoa, Arthropoda, Insecta, Hymenoptera, Braconidae.